UUUCUCUUCGCCGUUAUUCUCCAUCACGCGAUGAAAGAAGCGUUGUGCUUGUAAAGUAUACCAUAGAAACCGCUUCAACUGUAUAUUCACCCGCAACACUGUCUUUAGCCGGGCCAACAAUCACAGCAAUUAUUAUAAUCGAUAGAGAAGGCUGUUCGCGUCCUGCUGAGAUGGGCCAGGGGAACGCAUGAGAGAGAAUGUACUUGAUGUACUGCAUCACUGUUGAAGUUAUUAAGUAAAGCAUAAACCCAUUCCAGGAUGGAGGCCACCACCAUACUGCCCGUGCUGAAGAAGAAGUUGGCUUUUUUGUCAGGAGGUAAGGACAGACGCAGUGGUUUGAUUCUGACCAUCCCACUAUGCACAGAGCAGACCAGCAUGGAGGAGCUAAGCACAACUCUUGACUACCUGCUGGGCAUUCCCAGUGAGAAAUGCAAAGCUCGUGGGUUCACCGUCAUCGUGGAUGGCAGGAAGUCUCAGUGGAAUAUAGUGAAGACAGUUGUUCUGAUGUUGCAGAACGUGAUCCCCGCCGAAGUGUCUCUGGUGUGUGUGGUGAAACCUGACGAGUUCUGGGACAAGAAAGUCACCCAUUUCUGUUUCUGGAAAGAGAAGGACAGGCUUGGCUUUGAGGUGAUUCUGGUGUCGGCAAAUAAACUCACACGAUACAUCGAGCCAUGUCAGCUCACGGAUGAGUUCGGCGGGAGUCUGACUUAUGAUCAUUUGGACUGGGUCAACAAAAGACUGGUCUUUGAAAAAUUCACAAAGGAGUCAACAUCACUACUGGAUGAACUUACUGUCAUCAAUGAGAACGAGAAAGGAUUUCAGGCAGACAAGGAGAGUCCCUUUUCCCUGAACAUAGCACAAACCGAACCGAACCAAAACCGUGACCCUAAAACCGUGGCACAAACCGAACCGUCUUCGGAGAGCAACAGUCUGCCUUCAUUUGAUCCUGAAACAGUUCUUCAGACCGGACAUGAGUUGCUCUCAGAGCUCCAGCAGAGGCGUUUUAAUGGCUCUGAGGGGGGAGGAGGAGGUGGUGGUACGACCUGGUCGCCCAUGGACGAUGAGCUGCUGGCUCAGCCUCAGGUGAUGAAGCUUCUGGACUCUCUGAGGGAGCAAUACACCAAAUACCAGGAGGUCUGUCGGCAGCGAAGCAAGCGCUCCCAGCUGGAGGAAAUCCAGACCAAGGUCAUGCAGGUUGUGAAUUGGCUGGAGGGUCCUGGCACAGAUCAGCUCCGCACACAGUGGGGUAUUGGAGACUCCAUUCGCGCCUCUCAGGCCCUGCAGCAGAAACACGAAGAGAUUGAAAGUCAACACAGCGAAUGGUUUGCCGUUUACGUUGAGCUGAACCAACAGAUCGCCGCGCUGCUUAGCGCAGGAGAUGAAGAGGACCUGAUGGAGCUCAAGAAUCUUCAGCAACAGCUCAGCGACGUCUGCUACCGACAGGCCAGCCAAUUAGAGUUCAGACAGAACGUCCUGCAGUCUGCACAUGAGUUCCACAUGACCGCACAGGAUUUGUCUCAGCAGUUAGACGGGCUACUGGGCAUGCUCUGCGCAGACGUCGCCCCUGCAGAUGGAGCUGCAAUCCAGCAGACUCUAAAACAUCUGGAGGAGAAGCUCAAGAGCGUAGAGGGUGCCUUGCAAAGCCUGAGGGAAAAAGGCCAAGUUCUGCUCGACCAAAUGUCUACCCAGACAUCAUUUUCGUACGGGAAGGAUGUAACUAUUGAGAACAAAGAGAAUGUCGACCACAUUCACAGCGUGACGGAGGAUAUGCAGCUCCGCAAACAGAGGUGUGAGGACAUGGUGGAUGUCAGGAGACUGAAGAUGCUGCAGAUGGUUCAGCUGUUCAAGUGCGAGGAGGAUGCUUCACAGGCUGUCGAGUGGUUGGGAGAGCUGCUUGACGCUCUGUUAAAAACCCACAUCCGACUGGGGGAUGAUGCGCAGGAAACCAAAGUGUUGCUGGAGAAACACAAGAAGUUUGUGGAUGUUGCUCAGAGCACAUAUGAUUACGGCAGGCAGCUGCUACAGGCCACAGUGGUGCUGUGCCAGUCUCUGCGUUGUACCACACGUUCAUCAGGGGACACGCUGCCCCGACUCAACCGGGUGUGGAAGCAGUUCACGGUCACAUCUGAUGAAAGACAACACAGGCUGGAGAUGGCCAGUGCCUUCCACACUGCAGCUGAGAAGAUUUUGAGAGAGAGUCCUGAAUCAGCUGAGAUGAUGGUGGAUUUGGAGACAUAUGAAGAGAUGGACACAAUGGGAAAAUCUCUGCUGGAUAGACUCACUGUGGCCGUUAUUUUUCCUGACGGGAGCGAGCAGUUCUUUGGCAGUCCUGGCGAAAUGGCCUCUUCCGCUGAAAUCAUCCGUGACCGAAUGAAACUAGUGGAAGAAAAGCGAUUUUUACAGGAAGAGGCGGAGCAGCGGCUUCAUGAUGAUGCUCUGGAGGCGGGGCCCAGGGAAACUUGAGGAUCUGAUACCCUUCACGGCUCCUCACGGGAAAAGGCGUGGUUUGGCAGCACGGCACCUGAUCCUCAAGUACCAGUUCAGAAGUGACCCCGAUCACCCGCCAUUUCUGAUGUACUCCAACUCACCGUGCCAUCUUAACUUACCGAGCGCAGUUAAAGAUAGACACCCGCAGGCUCGCGUUGCAUUGCUUGCGUGGACAGCUGAACUCUAAACCGAACAUAUUACUUUGAAAUUUUGUCUCCCUAUGAAGCUUUACCGUACCUGUCGCCUUGCUCGUCCUCCGGUGAGGCACCCUGAGCUUGUGAUGGUGCUGCUGAGCCUAUAGAAUGUACAUAAAGUGGCUUCUAUACCCCUAUUGAUACCUAGUGCUUUAAAUUUGUAUGCCUUUCCUGAUUGACAGAAAGCAAUGUAUUUUAUAAUUCUUUUAAGUUGCUUUCUGUUAACCUUCGCUAAUAUAAAGAUCCGUGAUGGAGGCCAUUCGGCUCCGUUUGAAGAUGGUGUGUGAAGACGCCAUACAGUUAAUGACAGAACGACAGAAACUAUUUAACUUCAAGCUGAAUGGUACAAAACCAAUGCAGAGCUUUAUAAGUCAAUGUAGAGAUGUUGUUUAGAGCUUUGUUUUGACAGUGAAAUUUGAAAUGGAAUUAUGUUUCAUCUCAUAAUACGUCAGUCUAACGCGUACGCUGCUUGCAUAUGGAUGCAUGUUAUCAAAUAUUAAUUCCAUAUUUAUUUUAUUUUCCUUUGUUGUUUUUUACCUUGACAUGCCAUUGAAAUUGUAUAAUGCUUUCGCCAUUUUAAAGGCUAUAGUGUAUUUUAUGAAAAAAAGUUGUAUAAAAUAAAUGAACAAAAGGUUGAGUAAGAGGUGACCGAAGAUGAAAGGUUGUCUCCUUCACUGCACCAUAAAUUUGGCAGGUCAUUACCAUUUACAGGACUUUGGUUACUUGGCAUAUGCUUUGUGUGAAGCUGCCUCAUGGUUCAGUGCUGUACAGGAAUAUUCAAGCACCCAUUCAAUAAACAUGGGAAAUACGUUUCAUGA
Messenger RNA from Triplophysa dalaica, 3499 nucleotides. RefSeq names its product SEC14 and spectrin domains 1 (gene sestd1). The record is from RefSeq and is a predicted model, not a curated record. NCBI's taxonomy places the organism in Eukaryota, Metazoa, Chordata, Actinopteri, Cypriniformes, Nemacheilidae. The transcript has 20 exons. Bases 259 to 2463 code for a protein of 734 amino acids.